Trametes versicolor FP-101664 SS1 is the source of this 261-nucleotide messenger RNA. RefSeq lists its product as uncharacterized. The record is from RefSeq and is a predicted model, not a curated record. The coding region runs from base 1 to 261 and encodes 86 amino acids. The transcript has 2 exons. NCBI's taxonomy places the organism in Eukaryota, Fungi, Basidiomycota, Agaricomycetes, Polyporales, Polyporaceae.
AUGCACAUCCGGGGCUCGCCACCGUCCCCACCGCCAACCUGCGAUCUGCGCAGCCGGUUGGCUGUGACGCUCGACGACGCAGCCAGCACACACCUCGUCGGGCAUGCAGCCCGUGUACAGACUCGGCUCUCCUCCCGCGCCGACAACCGCAAACGACCACCACACGUACACACGCACAUGCAAGACCGCCGCACUCGCCCCAAGGCCGUUGCGGGCCGCUUCUUUGCAAUGUUGACCAAAGUACGCCCACCGCUUGUCUAA